CGCAGACCCUCGCCAGUAAGCUGCGUAGUGCCUCGAUGCUAACUUGAGCUGUUUCUUCUCACUACACAGAUCAUCAGAAACUAGAGAGAGAAGCCCGGAUCUGCCGCCUAUUAAAGCAUCCAAAUAUUGUACGCCUCCAUGACAGUAUAUCAGAAGAGGGGUUCCACUAUCUCAUUUUCGAUCUGGUCACAGGUGGGGAGCUAUUUGAGGAUAUUGUGGCAAGAGAAUAUUACAGUGAAGCCGAUGCAAGGCUUUGCUGGAACCCCAGGGUACCUGUCCCCGGAGGUGCUCCGAAAAGAAGCAUAUGGAAAACCGGUGGAUAUUUGGGCAUGUGGUGUCAUUCUGUAUAUUCUUUUGGUUGGAUAUCCUCCAUUUUGGGAUGAAGAUCAGCACAAACUCUACCAGCAAAUUAAAGCUGGGGCUUAUGAUUUCCCUUCUCCAGAGUGGGACACGGUGACACCAGAGGCUAAGAAUCUCAUUAACCAGAUGUUGACCAUUAACCCUGCCAAGCGUAUAACCGCACACGAAGCUCUCAAGCACCCAUGGGUCUGUCAACGCUCAACCGUGGCCUCAAUGAUGCACAGGCAGGAGACCGUGGAGUGCCUCAAGAAAUUCAAUGCUCGCCGGAAGCUGAAGGGGGCCAUCCUAACUACUAUGCUGGCAACAAGGAACUUUUCUGCAGCUAAGACUUUGCUGAACAAGAAGACGGAUGUUGGCAAGCCCCAGACAAACAGUACCAAGAACACCGCUGGAGUGACCAGUCCGAAGGGCCCUAUUCCUCCCGCUGCCCUGGAGCCUCAAACCACAGUAAUUCAUAACCUGGUGGACGGGAUAAAGGAAUCUUCAGACAGUACACAUACCAACCCAGAGGACGAAGAAAUGAAAGUGCUGAAGUUUUCAGACAUUUUAAGCUCAGUGAGGCGGGGCUCGGGAGCCCUGGAGGCUGAGGGACCCCAAGCAGCGGUCGCUCAGCAGCCCCUCUCCCCAUCCUUCCCCCAUUCACCUCUUGCACAGCCUGCUAGAUUUACAGAUAUAUUUAACACAGUCAGACGAGGCUCAGAAGCAGAGGGAGUGCAGUAUUCCAACACGCAGCAUCGGCUCUCCCAGCCCCACCUAAACUCUCCGUUUGUACAGCCUCGAAAACAGGAGAUCAUUAAAAUCACAGAGCAGCUGAUUGAGGCGGUGAACAAUGGAGACUUUGAGGCAUAUGCGAAGAUUUGUGAUCCAGGACUGACCACGUUUGAGCCAGAAGCUCUGGGUAACCUUGUGGAAGGAAUAGACUUUCACCGAUUUUACUUUGAGAACUUGCUGUCUAAGAACAACAAGCCAAUCCAUACGACCAUCCUGAAUCCUCACGUUCAUGUGGUAGGAGAGGACGCUGCCUGUAUCGCCUACAUACGCCUGACACAAUACAUUGAUACACAGGGUCGACCUCGUACCAGUCAAUCUGAAGAGACCCGCGUUUGGCAUCGUCGUGAUGGAAAGUGGCAGAACGUCCACUUCCACUGCUCAGGGGCCCCUGUGGCUCCCCUCCAGUGACACCUCCAGUAAUGCUCUCCUGGCUUCACCAGAAAAGAGGAAGUGCCAGAGACUUUUGGCUCCGCCGCUCAGAGAGUUCCAGCGGCGAGGAAAAGCACGUGACCGCAUGCUUGUGCCGUUCCCUCUCAUCCCUCCUCCCCUUCAACCCCUCCAAAUCCAGACUUCUUCUAUUCUUGUGGCCCUCAAUCCCCCCCCCAUGUGCACACGUAUCCCAGACAUCCACUGCCUGGACUCAUGAAGUGUUUGCAAGAGGACAAGACAAGGUUGUAGGACUAAGCCUCCUGUGUAUGUUUCCUUUAUGACAUUUAAGCAUUCUUACCCCUUCCAAAGCUGGGAAAGAGGGCGACUGUAUGACCCCCUACUAUUGUAUGGGGAGUAGGUGCAUCCAUUGACUUGUUGCAGAGAAAUAUUUGACCUUCGGCCCUCUUUCCUUUGUCUUUUUUUUUUGCUUUAUUUGGGGCUGUGGAGGGGUGGAGGGAUUGUCUGAAAUCUUGAGGGGCUGGGGGGAGAGAACUGUGACCUUCCCGUGGAGCCGUUCCUUCCUGUGUGUUUGCGCGUCCAACGUGAAAUGAGUCGUCCAAACAGAACAAAGAGAAAACAAAAAAGUGUUCUAAAAUAUAUAUAUUAAAAAAAAAACAACAAAAAAUGUUAAAAAGAAACAAUUUUUUUUUAAAUUCAUUUCCGCAAACCAGUUCUCCCAGGGGCCCCCACUGCCACCCCGUUUCUGUUGUUUUAUUUUGCUUUAGGAAUGCAAAAUAUAUAUAUAUAUAUAUAUAUAUAUAUAUUACACGAAGAACAAUAUAUAUAUUUAACAAACGGUCCAGCUCCAACAACCCCACACCCUGUAAAUAAUGGUCUUAUCCAUUGUUUGCAUUGGGAGAGCCAGUCCCAAAGCAUGGCCCGGCGCAUUUUAUGGAGUGUGCUUAUUGUCUGUCAGUUCUCAGUGAGUGCAAUUCUCCUCUGACAUGUGGGGUCAACACAUUGGAUCCAUGAUGUCACCUUUUAAUACUGACACAAACAUAAAUAUAGCAGGGAUUCCAAAAUAUACCUUAUAUAUCUAUUUCCUUUAAAGUAGCCUGGGUUCCAUUCUUCAGCCCACAAGGAGAUAUUUUAGUGAAUUCUAGAUACUAGUUUUUUUGUAGGCUAUGGCAUUUUUGCAGAAGGUUUAGGUUUUAUAGGAUUUCCUGUGUUUGCAGGGUAGAAAAGCAUAACCCAAGUAUAAUUUGGGUUAUUAUUUGAAUCUUCCAGAAUGCACGGGUUGCCCUUAAAGUGACGCGGCCACUUAUUGCAUGGAGACAGCCAUUGUGAACUAAUCAGAGGUAUUACUGAAACGGGAGGUAUAUCUGCUCUUGGCGGUGUCGCUUCUUAAAGGGCACAGAUAUAGAGAAUCUUGAACCAACAAUAUGGCUGCCUCUACGCAAAGGACGUGAGUCCACUUUAAAUGUGCUGGAAAGAAGCAGCAACCAAAUCUUCAGGGAUUGAUGGAAGCAGAAAUGCAUUUAUCUCAAAUGUGCCUGAUCUAGAUUGGUGGGACAGAGUCUUCUGCGGAACCCCAAUAGACUAAGAUGGGGUGCGUGUAGCACUCCUACCCCUGUUGCCAAUUAACUUAAGUUUACAGGGUUCAGAGCAGUGACCCCAAGGGAGAGGAGAGGCGAAUCUCCGGCCUGACUUGUUUUCAUUUGUUGCUGUUUAAUUUUCUGCAUGCCCUUUAAACAGAAAUCCUAUAAAUACAUAUAUAUAUACAUAAAUCUAUAUAUAUAAGAGAAACAAGAGGACAGCUUGUUCGUUUUAUGAAUGCCAGUGGGGUUCUUUUGCUGCUGUCUUCCUUUAAAUUUCUGUUUUCUCGUCUCUUUCUCACUCUUUUUUUCUGAGCCUUGUAAGUGUCAAAAUAAGAGGAUAAAGACUAACAGAAAAAAAAAAUCUUCCUCUUGAUUUGUUUCAGAAUAUUGCAAAAUAAAAAGAAAACUGUAUAAUGUG
This is a messenger RNA of Bufo gargarizans (Asiatic toad), 3516 nucleotides long. It is a transcript of the gene CAMK2B, whose product is annotated as calcium/calmodulin dependent protein kinase II beta. NCBI's taxonomy places the organism in Eukaryota, Metazoa, Chordata, Amphibia, Anura, Bufonidae. Gene Ontology annotation, molecular function: calmodulin binding; ATP binding; calcium/calmodulin-dependent protein kinase activity. Gene Ontology annotation, cellular component: neuron projection; cytoplasm. The transcript is spliced from 18 exons. Bases 139 to 1539 code for a protein of 466 amino acids. Gene Ontology annotation, biological process: protein phosphorylation. The record is from RefSeq and is a predicted model, not a curated record.